Messenger RNA from Pseudoliparis swirei, 1898 nucleotides. RefSeq names its product sodium/potassium-transporting ATPase subunit beta-233-like. The record is from RefSeq and is a predicted model, not a curated record. Gene Ontology annotation, molecular function: ATPase activator activity. NCBI's taxonomy places the organism in Eukaryota, Metazoa, Chordata, Actinopteri, Perciformes, Liparidae. Gene Ontology annotation, biological process: intracellular potassium ion homeostasis; potassium ion import across plasma membrane; sodium ion export across plasma membrane. Bases 16 to 1122 code for a protein of 368 amino acids. The transcript is spliced from 7 exons. Gene Ontology annotation, cellular component: sodium:potassium-exchanging ATPase complex.
UGUCAUCUGGAUCCAAUGUCACUCCAACAGGCUCACUGUCCUUCUGUGACGUCACUGGCACGCACGGCUCCCCCGCGCCCUGAUUGGCCGGCUCCGCGCCCCCGCCCCGCCCUCCGAGGUAACUUGUGGAGAGUUUCGGGCGGAGUCGCGGGGCCGUUAUAUGAAGCCGCGGAGCGGGGAGCUGUUCUUCUUCCUCUCGGACUGCGGAUACUCACCAUGCCCUCCAACAAGGACGACGGCGGCUGGAAGAAGGUCCUGUGGGACUCGGACAAAGGGGAGUUCCUCGGGCGGACCGGCGGCAGUUGGUUCAAGAUCAUCGGGUUCUACAUCGUGUUCUACGGCUGCCUGGCUGGGAUCUUCAUCGGGACCAUCCAGGCCCUGCUGCUCACCGUGAGCGACUACAAGCCCACCUGGCAGGACCGGGUCUCACCCCCUGGCCUCUCUCACACCCCUCGGGCCCUGAAGUCUGAAGUGUUCUACAACCGCAACGACCCGGAGACCUACCUGCCCUACACCAAGGCCCUGAGGAACAUCCUGGCCAAGUAUAAUGACGAAAUGCAGAGGGACCAGAUGAAGUUUGAGGACUGUGGAGAGGAGCCUGGAGAGUACAAGAACAGGGGCGACCUGGAGAGUGACAUCGGCAUCAGGAAGGCGUGUCGGUUCUCCAGGACCCUGAUGGGACCCUGCUCCGGCACCGUGGACCCCGACUUCGGCUUCAAAGAUGGAACCCCGUGCCUCAUCGUCAAGCUCAACAGGAUCGUCAGCUUUGUGCCAAAGCCUCCCAGCUCCAAUGAGAGCAUCCCUGAAGAGGCUCAGCCCAAGGUGCAGCCCAACGUAAUCCCCAUCUACUGCACCAACAAGAGAGAGGAAGAUGCCGGUCUGACCGGGGAUGUGAAGUACUACGGCAUCGGCGAAGGCUUCCCCCUGCAGUACUACCCGUACUACGGCAAGCUGCUGCACCCCCACUACCUGCAGCCGCUGGUGGCGCUGCAGUUCAGCAACCUGACCAUGAACACCGACCUGCGCAUCGAGUGCAAGGUGUUCGGAGACAACAUCCUGUACGGCGAGAAGGACCGCUACCAGGGCCGCUUCGAAGUCAAGUUCUCCAUCACCAGUUUAUGACCGGCGCCGGGACCGUAGCCCCGCCCCCAACGAUGCACUCGUCUCACGUAGGAGACGAGUGAGGGGGCGGAGCUUCAGUCGAUCACAAUAGUCUUGAAUGAGUAACUGGCAGGGGACCGAUGCGUCGCCUGCUCGUCACUAGCUUCCACACGUCUGUCCAGCCGUAGAAUGUAACCUAGAGGCCGCCAUCGUAAUAAUCCCCACAUGUAUCCAGCUGCAGUGGCUGGCGUAGCUCCUGUCGCCUCCACCUGGUCCCUCUGCUUCCUGUGGUCUCACGAGACGUGUCCUCCUCGUUUAAUUGUCAACGCACGCCCACCUGGUAAUGAGCGGGUGGGAUGGCGUUCCUCUUUUAUUCCUCUUUUACACCCCGGAGCUCUUUUUACUCUUUUCAAUGAUUUGUGUGCCUUUGAUCUUUACCUGUAGAGUCCAGCCGGGUUCAUCUCAGUGGUGCAACGCUCUGAAUGUUUCAGCCAUUAAAACGUGGAAGAGUUUUAUAUUUAUGCAGUUGUACAUUUUGUUUGCAGAAUAUUUUCAUGAAUGCAAAACCAAAGUCUCUCAGUCUUUCGGGUCUUAAGUGUCGCGGCCUCGUGGCUUCAUGAAGUAGUUCAGGAGCCUUUAAUUCACCUCCAGGAGCUCAGUGGCUUUACCUGAUGAAGUUGUUAAUAUUCCUUUAGGAUUUCAUGUUGAUGUGAAACUUGAACUUUGACCUCGUCAACAUUUCAUCAGCUUUGUCAUUUAAUCAAAGAUAGAAACCAAUAAAGUCGUAAUGGACCUUU